Messenger RNA from Dermatophagoides pteronyssinus (European house dust mite), 2027 nucleotides. RefSeq names its product E3 ubiquitin-protein ligase KCMF1-like. Gene Ontology annotation, molecular function: zinc ion binding. The record is from RefSeq and is a predicted model, not a curated record. Gene Ontology annotation, cellular component: plasma membrane. Lineage: Eukaryota; Metazoa; Arthropoda; Arachnida; Sarcoptiformes; Pyroglyphidae. Gene Ontology annotation, biological process: synaptic signaling.
AUCGUUUGUUUUAUCUGUUUUUCUGUUCGGUGGACAUCAUUUUUCAUCAAUAAAUGUGAUUUCAGUUUAUCAUUAUUAAAUUGUUUUGUCUUUGAAAUUGAUAAAAUUUUGAAUUAAGAAUCGAUAUGUCUCAACAUCAAGGCGUCACUUGUGAUACGUGCCUUAAACAGAAUUUUCGUGGAAAACGUUAUAAAUGUUUAAUCUGUUUAAAUUAUGAUCUUUGUUCAUCUUGUUAUGAAACACGUUUAUCAUUUGGUAAUCAUAAUAGUAAUCAUCCUAUGCAAUGUAUUCUUACCCGAAAUGAUUUAGAUUUAUUUUUCGCUGGCGAAAAUCUAAACACUGAUCAACCAUAUUCAUUUACAUGUCCAAUUUGUGGCCGUUUAGGUUUUACAAAUACAACAUUAUUUGAACAUGUAAAUAUUUUACAUAGUGAUAAUUCAAUCAGAGUGGUCUGUCCGAUUUGUGCCACAUUACCGCAUGUUGAACCGAAUCAAGCUACCGAUGAUUUUCUUAAUCAUUUAAAUCUAGAACAUCGUACAAAUAAUAAUAAUCGUGAAUUGGAAGAACCACAAACAGUUCGUACUCGUCAACGUCAUGUCCGAAUGACUAGUAAUCGUAAUCGAAGAAAUACUCAGUUCAUAAAUUCAACAUCUUCCGGUGGUAGUAAUGGAAAUAAUGGUAGUUCAAUGCAAACAAUGGGUAUUUCCAUAAGCAAUCGAAAUGAAGCAUUAGAUCCAAUUGCACAGCUUUUAUCACAAUUAUCUGAUGUUCGACGUGUAAAUUCAGCUGCAUCAUCAUCGUCUUCAUCAUCUGGACCGAAUCAAUUUCCAUUUGAACGUAAUUAUGAUCGAACAUCAUUGCAACGAAUGUUUCGUCAACGAAGACAGAUGCCACCAGCACAUUUUUCAACAUUAACAUCAUCAACUGGUGGCAAUAAUGAUCAAUCAUCAUCAUCGUUGGCAAUGCAUUCGAAUCAAUCGAUGCCUUAUGUAUUAUUGGAUUCGGCUGCACCUAGUCCUUUGUCAUCAAAUACUUCGUUUAAUUCGGCAGCCAAUUCAUCAUCAUUGAUGAAUCAAAAUUAUCUUCUUAAUUCGAGUGCUUUAUUGUCAUCAACAAUGACAUCGGAAAAUGAUUCGAAAAAAAUUGAUUCAUUUAAUGCUGAUCGAAGUAUAUUUGUACAGGAAUUGAUAUUUGCUUUCUUAUCUUCUUCAGUGGCCAAUUUACCACCCGAACAAUUGAUUCGAUCUAAAUCUACACCACCAUCUAUACAAUCUUCUGUUGAAGAAAUUUGUCGGACAAAUUCCGAAUCAUUAUCAUCGAUUAAUAAUGAAUCAUCAUCGGUGAUUAAUAAUAAAAUUAAUAAUAACCAGAGCCAACAAUCUAUUAAUACAGCCAAUCCAAGCAACCAACAUGAAUCUAAUCAACAACAACCUUAUAUAAUUUCUAUUCAACAACAAAAUCAUCAAUCUGAUAAUAAUUCUAUGAAAACAAGUGAUCAAAAUGGUGAUAAAAUCGACAAUAAUAACAAAAUGAAAAUUGAAACUUUACAAAAUAAUGAUCAUAAUUCUGCUCAUAAUCCUCCACCGAUAUCAUCAAAUGGCAGCAGAAAUAUUAAUGAAUCGAAUGAUAUUAAUAGUCAACAACAACAACGACAAAAACCAAUGUCAAUAUUAAUGCAGCCAACUAAUGGAACAGGUGUUGGUACAGCUACAUUUAUUGGUCCAUCACCUUUACCAUCUUCAACAUCAAUGAAUGUUAAUCAUCGAUUGAACAAAGUGAGUAAAGUGAGAUCAUCACCAGCAAUUGUUCAUCAUUCGGCCGGUAUACGUCAUUCGAGCUUGCAUUCAACAUCAAAUGUUGUUGGUCCUGUAGUUAGCCAUGGAAAUCUAGUUGUAUCACCACCAAAUAAUGGUCGUAGGAAAAUUUUACGACCACAACCACAUUCAACUGAACCACCUCCACAUUAUGAAUGAAAAUAACAAUUAAAAAUGUUGAUGUUAUAAAUUAUUAAACAAAUUAAGAUAAUG